Messenger RNA from Diaporthe citri, 2640 nucleotides. RefSeq lists its product as uncharacterized. Gene Ontology annotation, biological process: DNA repair; DNA replication. Gene Ontology annotation, cellular component: Slx1-Slx4 complex; nucleus. The transcript has a single exon. NCBI's taxonomy places the organism in Eukaryota, Fungi, Ascomycota, Sordariomycetes, Diaporthales, Diaporthaceae. Gene Ontology annotation, molecular function: 5'-flap endonuclease activity. The record is from RefSeq and is a predicted model, not a curated record. Bases 1 to 2640 code for a protein of 879 amino acids.
AUGCUGUCCUCAUCACCCCUCCCUGAUAUAACCGAAUUCGCCACCAAGAAGCCCAAGGCAACAGCACUGCGCAGCGGAAGUGCUGCAGUUCCGAUUCCCGCGAGCGCGUCCAAGACGUUCACGAGCGCUGCAAAUCUUCUCCGGAGUGCGCAGGCCGGUGCGAACGACUCAGCGGAUUUUAUCGAUGAGCCCGAGCGGCCUGCGCCGAAGGAGGGUGUCGCUAAGCGGGCGCGCAAGACAACCAAGGCGCCGAAGCGUGUGGCGAAGGAGGUUAUCGUGCUGUCCUCGGACGGAGCCACACCCAAUGGCAACAAUGAUGGUACAAAUACGAGACCUGAGGGAGAUAUUCGAGAUGGUACUGAGGGCAGUCCAUUGGGAUCCAAGCCGUGGAAGAGAUAUAAGGCGCCAGUCGACUUGGGAAACACCGACGUGUCAGCCGAAGCUGUCGAGCCACAGGCGAAGCCGAAGACGCAGAGGAAAAAGACGAGUGACGGCGAGACAAUCAGCAAACAUUUUUCAAAAAAGAACGGUGCUACCAAGCCAAAACCAAGGGCUUCGACUCCGGAACCAAUCAAUCUGGAACAGGCAGUUCAAAGACGGAGGGACUGGACGCCUCCUCGCGAAGAUAACCACCCAGAGAUAUUCCCAACUCCGCUUGCUCCUUCAAACACUAACGCACCACCAACAUCACUGGUCCCCCAUUCAUCAGUACACGAACCUCCUAGGGAAGACAUCUUCAAGAAUCUCCACGACGCCUACGCCCACAAAGUCACCGAGCAGAAGGAAUGCGCUCCCACCAAUCCGGAGCCCAUUACGUUGGGAAAAAGAAAGAUUAUUGAAAUGACCUCGCUAGGUCAGUCGACAAAGCAGAAAUCUUGUGAGGUUUCUCCAAUAAAACAAAAAGCGCCCAAGAAAAAGCCUCGAACAAUCACAGAACUGGCCACAGCAGCAUACGCCCCCAAGCCUGUUGAGCCCCCAGAAGACCCACUUCAAGAAGACUCCAUCCUUGAAUACUUCAACGUUGACAAAAAGGGAAACGUUUCCAAAACUACGGCAGGCAAGGGGAAAGGAAAGACUACAAAGGUCACGAAGAAGAAGGCACCACCAAAGCAGCCAGUACUACUAUCUCCUAAGGCUGCGAUGCGCCAGUCAGCCAGACAGGAUUUCGUGUUUGGCACAUCAAGUCAACUCGUCCGGGAAGAAUCGCCGACUUUUCUGAGAGAUCUUCAGGCCGCCCUACGAGCGUCAAACAGCAUCGCGAACGAGAAUGUCCAGUCCUUGGAGGGACUCUCCCGCGCAAAUGACUUGACCCUGGUAUCAACGAAACGUGGUGAAGGACUCUGGUCGGUGAGCGCCAGAGAUGAAGAUGGCCAAAUGGUAGACAUAGAGGUCAUUGAUUUUGAGGGUUCACAUUUCCCCGAAGACGACGCGGUUGCGAUCCUGGACCCUUGGAAGGACCUUCCGCCGGAGCUACCAGAUGCUAGCGGGACGGAAGCUGAGACGGCCGAGCCAUCCCUCAUCGAGAUUGAGAGCAUGCCUGUGGCAACCUCAUCACAGCCGCCCGUUCCCAAGUCGCAUAUUUUUUUGACACAGCCAAAGGUCACCAUCAAAACGGCUGCUGCUGCUGCCGCCGACUCUUCCAACUUGUCAUUAGGGAAAUCUCACCCGCCCAUCACGGAUUUGACCCAGGAAGGGGAUGCACCGCCACCCAGCAACCAAGAGCAAACCUCAGAAGACAUCAAGCAAAUCUCGCCCGAGAUGCCAAGAAAGAUUCAGAAUACACGGCCAAAUUAUGAGCUGUUCACAGACGCCAAGUUGGCGAAAGAAGUGUCUUCCUUCGGUUUCAAGGCCGUCAAGAGCCGCAGUGGAAUGCUUGCAUUACUUAACCAGUGUUGGGAGAGCAGGAGCAGAACCCCGAUAACAGCAGCAUCGUUUUCUACAAGUGCUCGUUCACCUAGCCCAAAAGGAAAGAAGAAAGUACCCGCAGCAGAUUCCGGGGCGACUGCGCCGGCACCAAAAAGGCCGCGUGCAAGGACAAAGAAAGCUGAUGUAGCCACCGGCGGGGCGAGUGUUGCAUCUCCACCGAAGAAACGAGGUCGUCCUCGCAAGGACGCGUCGGCGGCAGCAGGUCCUUCAACCACUACCACGAUGGCUCCACCGCCCAAGGCACAGCCCGCUGUUUCGACACCGAAGCGUAGGAAAGCAACCACUCAACCAAGAGCGGAGAUACUAGAUUCGGAUCUUGACAGCGACGACUCAGCAGGCCUCCCUUCGCCAGAAAAGAUCUUCACCUCUCCCGGCGGUGGGGCUGUGGACAUGUCUAUCAACGAGGACACAGAGCUUACCCUCGACCUCAGCCCUACGGCUCAGCAGUCUGUGCUCUUCAGCCACAUCACGAGAGCUGUCACCUCUACGCCACGAACAACCGACCCGGAGAACCCAUCAUGGCACGAGAAAAUGCUCAUGUACGAUCCGGUCAUCCUGGAAGAUCUGGCCGCCUGGCUCAACGAGGGUCAGCUGACCAGAGUGGGUUACGACGGCGAGGCCUCGCCCAUGGACGUCAAGAAGUGGUGUGAGUCGAAGAGCGUGUGCUGCCUCUGGCGCGGGACUCGGCGCGGUAAGGAGAGAAAACGGCUCUGA